AUGAACUCACCUUGCAGCGGUUGUAAAAAAGCAAUCAAACCUUCAGAAAGAAUUACUUGCACUCAAUCUUCGUGCGGCAAAAGAUAUCAUUACCUGUGUGUUAAUUUGAAUGUUGAUAAUUUCAAAAAGCAAAAAUAUUGGAAAUGUCCUGACUGCUCCAUUAAACACUUGUCAAUAAUACGUAAGGAAGGAAAUAGUGAUGAUACUCCUAUUAAAUUGGCGACCAGCAGCGAAUUUUUAGACGACUCUCAAAAUAUUACUAUAAGGCGUCAAAAAGAGAGCGAACCCACUACUGAACACCAAGACUGUGUAUCUCGUGCUGAACUAGCAGAAAUUAUUCGUAGGGAAUUGCGUUCAGUGAUACGAGAUACAUUAAAUGAGGAGUUCGCUAAUAUCAAAAAAGAAAUUCAUGCAUUUGAAGAAACGAUUAAAUUUAUUAAUUCACAAUAUGAUGCUAUAAGUACCAAAGUUAAAGUCCUAUCUGAUGAUACCAAGAUCUUUUCUACAACUAAUGCAAUGUUAACUGGCAAGGUCAGUGAUUUAGAGGAAAGGUUAUCACAAAUGGAACAGUCUGCCCGUCAGUCAAAUGUCGAAAUCCACUGCUUACCUGAGCACAGACAAGAAAACCUGGUUAACACAAUUGUUAAUAUCGGAAAAGUUAUUUCAUUUCCCAUUUUGGAAGCUGAUAUUUUAUCCUGCAACCGAGUGCAAAAGCUUAAUGCCUCAUCCAAGCUGCCAAGGACUGUUGUAUGUAAACUAACAAGUAAAAUAAAGCGAGACAACUUCUUAGGCGCUGUACUUACAUACAAUAAAAUGAACCCAAAAAAUAAAUUAAACACGAAAAUCCUGGGUUAUGGAGACAUUGAAUCACCAGUAUUCAUUAACGAACAUCUGACUCCAUCCAACAAGGCGUUACACGCAGCUACCAGAUUGAGAGCAAAAGAGAAACAAUACAAAUUUGUUUGGGUGCGUAAUGGGAAAAUUUUUGUGCGCAAAAAUGAGACAUCACCAGCACGGGUAAUAACAAGAUUGGAAGCACUGGAAAAUCUCAGUUAA
This is a messenger RNA of Parnassius mnemosyne (clouded apollo), 1056 nucleotides long. The record is from the annotation of a GenBank genome assembly. Lineage: Eukaryota; Metazoa; Arthropoda; Insecta; Lepidoptera; Papilionidae.